This is a messenger RNA of Pelmatolapia mariae (spotted tilapia), 8537 nucleotides long. RefSeq names its product inositol 1,4,5-trisphosphate receptor, type 3 (gene itpr3). Gene Ontology annotation, biological process: calcium ion transmembrane transport. The record is from RefSeq and is a predicted model, not a curated record. Lineage: Eukaryota; Metazoa; Chordata; Actinopteri; Cichliformes; Cichlidae. Gene Ontology annotation, molecular function: inositol 1,4,5 trisphosphate binding; inositol 1,4,5-trisphosphate-gated calcium channel activity. Gene Ontology annotation, cellular component: membrane; endoplasmic reticulum. The transcript is spliced from 60 exons. Bases 1 to 8067 code for a protein of 2688 amino acids.
AUGUCUGACUCUGCAUCCAGCUUCCUCCACAUCGGGGAUAUUGUAUCCCUGUAUGCCGAGGGCACGGUGAACGGCUUCAUCAGCACGCUGGGGUUGGUAGAUGACCGAUGUGUGGUUGAGCCAGCUGCUGGAGAUUUGGACAACCCCCCAAAGAAAUUCAGGGACUGCCUGUUUAAGGUUUGUCCUAUGAGUCGGUACUCGGCUCAGAAGCAAUUCUGGAAAGCAAAACAAGCCAAACAUGAGAAGGAUAAGAUUGGUGAUGUGGUUCUGCUACAAAAACUACAGCAUGCAUCAAAUCUGGAACAGAAGCAGAACGAGACAGAAAACAAGAAAGUCCAUGGAGACGUGGUCAAAUAUGGAACUGUCAUACAGCUGCUCCACAUGAAGAGUAACAAAUACCUGACGGUGAACAAGCGGCUGCCGGCUCUGCUGGAGAAGAACGCCAUGCGAGUCACUCUGGACGGGACGGGAAACGAAGGCUCCUGGCUCUUCAUCCAGCCGUUCUGGAAGCUGCGUGCCAACGGAGACAAUGUGGUGGUGGGAGAUAAAGUGAUCCUGAACCCGGUGAACGCUGGUCAGCCGCUGCACGCUUCAAACUACGAACUGACCGACCAUCCGGGAUGCAAAGAGGUGAACUCUGUGAACUGCAACACCAGCUGGAAGAUCAACCUGUUCAUGAUGUUCAACGAUCACAGAGAGGAAGUCCUCAAAGGAGGCGACGUGGUGCGUUUGUUUCACGCUGAGCAGGAAAAGUUUCUCACCUGCGAUGAAUACAAGAGCAAACUCCACGUUUUCCUCCGAACCACGCUGAGGCAGUCAGCAACAUCAGCGACCAGCUCCAACGCCCUGUGGGAGGUUGAGGUUGUCCAUCAUGAUCCAUGCCGCGGAGGGGCGGGACAUUGGAACAGUCUCUACCGUUUCAAACACCUGGCCACUGGAAACUACCUGGCUGCUGAGGAGAACCCGGGUUAUAAAGGAGACAAUGUGGAGCUGUCUUCCUCGAUGGACGGUAGCCGUAGCAACAAGCGGUCCCACGGAGAGAGGAUCAAGUACAAGCUGGUCGCGGUGCCACACGGGAGCGACAUCGCCUCGCUGUUCGAGCUCGACCCGACUACGCUGCAGAAAACCGACUCCUUCGUACCACGAAACUCGUACGUGCGACUGAGGCAUCUUUGCACGAACACCUGGAUCCAGAGCACCAACGUCCCCAUCGAUAUCGAUGAGGAGCGACCUAUCAGGCUCAUGUUGGGGACAUGUCCCACAAAAGAGGACAAAGAAGCGUUCGCUAUUGUUUCCGUUCCUGUGAUGGAAAUCAGAGAUCUGGACUUUGCCAAUGAUGCCAGCGCCAUGCUGAGCACUGUGGUGGACCAGUUCAGCCAGGGCUUCAUCAGUCAGAACGACCGCAAGUAUGCCAUCAAGCUGCUGGAAGAUGUGGUUUUCUUUGUGGCUGACGUCAUUAACAGCGGGCAGCCUGUCCUGGAUGUAGUCAUGACCAAACCUAACCGAGAGAGACAAAAGCUCAUGAGAGAACAGAACAUCCUCAAACAGAUCUUCGGCAUCCUGAAGGCCCCCUUUAAGGACCGGCCAGGAGGGGAAGGUCCUCUGCUGUGUCUGGAGGAGCUGGCCGACCAGAAGAAUGCUCCCUACCAGUACAUGCUCAGACUCAGCUACAGAGUCCUCCGGCACUCUCAGGAUGACUACCGCAAGAACCAGGAGUAUAUAGCGAAGCAGUUUGGUGUGAUGCAGAGUCAGAUUGGGUAUGACAUCCUGGCUGAGGACACCAUCACUGCCCUGCUGCACAACAACCGCAAACUGCUGGAGAAACACAUCACCAAGACCGAGGUGGAGACUUUUGUCAGUCUGGUCCGCAAGAACCGAGAACCCAGGUUUUUGGACUACCUGUCAGACCUGUGUGUGUCCAACAACGUGGCCAUCCCCGUCACACAGGAGCUCAUCUGUAAAUGUGUCCUGGACCCCAAAAACCAGGACAUCCUCAUUAAGACAGAGCGUCGUGUUCCAAAGGAGGCGCCCUCUGGUGGUGUUCAAGGAGACUACAUGGCAAUGGAUGACUUUGGAGAUGAGGAUGAGGUGUGGCUGAUGUGGACAGACAAAGCUAAUGAGAAACAGGAGAAAAGCAUCAGACAGCUGGCUCAGGAGGCAAGACAAGGAAAUGCUCAUGAUGAGAACGUCCUCACUUACUAUAGGUAUCAGCUGAAGCUGUUUGCCCGGAUGUGUUUGGACCGUCAGUAUCUUGCAAUAGAUGAGAUCUCCAAACAGCUGGAUGUGGAGCUGAUCUUCCUGUGCAUGAUGGAUGAGACUCUUCCCUUUGACCUCCGGGCAUCCUUCUGCCGCCUCAUGCUCCAUGCUCACGUAGACCGAGACCCUCAGGAACUGGUGACUCCUGUCAAAUUCGCCCGGCUCUGGACUGAGAUUCCAACCUCCAUCACCAUCAAAGAUUAUGACUCUAACAUGGACGACAGUAGAGACAACAAGAAGAACCGGUUCUCCAGUACUAUGGUCUUCAUGGAAGAGUAUCUUAACAACGUCCUUAAUGAUGACAUGCCAUUCCAUGACGAGGAGAAAAACAAGCUCACAUAUGAGGUCGUGAGUUUGGCCAGACAUUUGAUCUACUUUGGCUUCUACAGUUUUUUUGAGCUGCUCAGACUCACAAGGACCCUGCUGGGUAUCAUUGACUGCAGACCCAAUCCAGGACACGCUGGUCUCCUAUUCAAUGAUGAUGCAUCAGGCAAGAACGUGAAGCGCUCUAUACAUGGGAUGGGUCAGAUGAUGUCGACCAUGGUCCUCAACAGGAAACAGUCCAUAUUCGGAGGUGCAGUUCCCAGAGGAGCAGGAAUGGGGCCAGCGCUUGUGCUUGAAGGACAAAGAGGCAGUAAAGAUAGUCUUGACAACAUGGACUUGACAGUGAUGGAUACUAAGCUGAAGAUACUGGAGAUUUUACAGUUCAUCCUGAAUGUCCGUCUGGACUACCGCCUCUCCUUCCUCCUGUCUGUAUUUAAGAAGGAGUUUGUGGACGUUUAUCCCAUGGCUGACGCUGACGCUACCACUAAUAUGGAGCAUGCAGCCACCAUCAACCUGCAGUUCAUUGGAGAGCAGGCAGAGGCCAUGUUUGGAGUUGGAAAAGGGAACAGUAUCCUGGAGGUGGACGAUGAAGGUGGUCGCAUGUUCCUGCGGGUGUUGAUCCACCUCACAAUGCAUGACUACGCUCCUCUGGUGUCUGCAGCCUUGCAGCUGCUUUUCAGACACUUCAGUCAGCGACAGGAAAUGUUACAUACCUUCAAACAGGUCCAGUUGCUGAUCUCCGCUCAGGAUGUGGAGAACUACAAGCUGAUUAAGGCAGAUCUGGAUCGCCUCAGGACAUUGGUGGAGAAAUCUGAACUGUGGGUGGAGAAGAAAAGCUCGGGAGGAGGAGAAGGGAAGAAGGACAAGAAAGACAUGAAGGAAAAAACAGAGGGGGCAUCACAAGAGGCAACGCCCAAGAAGGAGAAACUGAAGGAGGGUAACGAGAACUACCAGAAAGUCAAAGAGAUCCUGGAGAGGUUGAAUAAGAUGUGCAGCAGCGGAGUUUGGAAGAAGCAGCAGAGGCUGCUAAAAAACAUGGGUGCUCAUAAAGUGAUGCUGGACCUGCUGCAGGUCUCCUACGACAAGAAUGAUGUGAAGAUGCAGGAGAUCAUCAAGUAUACUCACCUGUUCCUGCAGAAGUUCUGUAUGGGGAACCAAGAGAAUCAGGCUCUGUUGCACAAAAACCUCAACUUGUUUCUCAACCCGGGGCUCCUGGAGGCGGAGACGGUGCAGCACAUCUUCAGUAAUAACUACCAACUGUGCAGCGAGAUCUCUGAGAGCGUGCUGCAUCACUUCAUCCACUGCCUGGCAACGCACGGCCGCCACGUCCAGUACCUCAACUUCCUCCACACCAUCAUCAAGGCCGAGGGCAAGUACGUCAAGAAGUGUCAGGACAUGAUCAUGACCGAGUUAACAAACGCUGGUGAGGACGUGGUCGUCUUUUACAACGACAAAAACUCGUUUAAAGUCAUGCUGGAGCUGAUGGCAGAGAGCAGGGAGGGCGUCAGUGAGACCAGCCCACUCAGGUAUCACAUCUCUCUGGUGGAGCUUCUGGCUGCUUGUGCAGAGGGGAAGAACGUGUACACGGAGAUUAAAUGCACCUCCCUGCUGCCCCUGGAGGAUGUGGUCAGAGUGGUGACCCAUGAGGACUGCAUCACUGAGGUGAAAAUUGCCUAUGUGAACUUUGUGAAUCACUGCUAUGUGGACACAGAGGUGGAGAUGAAGGAAAUCUACACAUCCAACCACAUCUGGAAUCUGUUUGAGGACUUCACUGUGGACAUGGCUCGGGUCUGUAAUAAACGAGAAAAGCGUCUUUCCGAUCCCGUUCUGGAGAAAUACAUCAUCAGCGUGGUUUUUGACACCAUCAACGCCUUCUUCAGCUCCCCUUUCUCUGAAAACAGCACUUCUCUGCAGACUCAUCACACCAUCGUGACUCAGCUGCUUCAGUCGUCUGUCAGGCUGCUGGACUGUCCCUGGUUGCAGCAGCAGCACAGAGGGCAGGUGGAGGCAUGCAUCAAGACGCUCGCUGUGACAGCUAAGAGUCGCUCCAUCUCUGUGCCUUUGGAACUGGAGGCUCAGAUCAACACCAUGCUGUCCACUUCAGCUUUGAACUCUUUGUCGCGCACCAAUCCAAACUACAAAUCCUCCUCCCGCCACAUCCGCCCUAGCGCUCCUACCAACCCCUGGGACUACAAGAACAUCAUAGAGAAGCUGCAGGACAUCAUAAACACUCUGGAGGAGCGUCUGAAGCCAUUGGUGAAUGCUGAGCUCUCUGUGUUGGUGGAUGUCCUCCAUCAGCCGGAGCUGCUGUUCCCUGAAGCAACCGACAUCCGACAGCGCUGUGAGUCCGGAGGAUUCAUUUCCAAGUUGAUCCAGCACACCAAGGCGCUGAUGUCUUCAGAGGAGAAGCUGUGCAUCAAAGUCCUAAAGACUCUGCAGGAGAUGCUCAUCAGGACUCUGGACUUUGAUGAAAAGGGAAUAGUGCUGCGGAAAGUUUUACUGCAAAACUACUUGUUUCCAAACAAGAAGCCCAACCAGAAGAAUGACUUAGCUGAACUUGGAGUUCCAGGCGGUGAACAGGAGCGGGACUGGGCGGCGGUGGCAGCAAUCCAGUGUCGUCUGGAUCGCGAAGGAGGAACGAAGCUGUUCACAGAUCUGGUGAUGAGCACCAAGAAUGAUAAGAUCUUCCAGGAGAGCAUCCAGCUGGCCAUCUGUCUGCUGGAGGGAGGAAACACUGAGAUACAGAACUCCUUCUACAAACUGAUGAUGGGUGACAACAAGUCAGAGAAGUUCUUUAAAGUGUUUAAUGACAGAAUGAAAGAAGCUCAGGCUGACAUUAAAGCAACGGUUUCUGUUAAUGUUGGAGAGAUGACACACAAGGCCAACGAGAAGCUGGAGAACGGUGGCUCCACCACUCUGGGUGUACUUCCGGGUACAGGGGGUCAUCCACUGUUGGUACCAGGGGCGCCCAUUGCCCCAGGCACCUCCACCCUGCCAGCUCAACCUAUUGAAGAACAGAAGGAGGUGGAGACAGAGAUGGGACCAGCUGUUACCAUCAUGAAGCCGAUCUUGAGGUUCCUACAGCUGCUUUGUGAGAACCACAACAACGACCUACAGAACUUCCUGCGUUGUCAGAAUAACAAAGCCAACUACAACCUUGUGUGUGAGACACUUCAGUUCCUGGACAUCAUGUGUGGUAGUACGACGGGUGGCCUGGGCCUGCUGGGCUUGUACAUCAAUGAAUCAAAUGUCCACCUCAUCAUUCAGACCCUGGAAACACUUACAGAGUACUGCCAAGGACCCUGCCAAGAGAACCAGACAUGUAUCGUGACCCACGAGUCCAACGGCAUCGACAUCAUAACGGCUCUGAUCCUGAAUGACAUCAGUCCUCUAUGUCGCUAUCGGAUGGAGAUGGUGCUGCAGCUGAAGGACAAUGCCUCCAAGCUGCUGUUGGCUCUUAUGGAGAGUCGUCACGACAGUGAGAACGCAGAGAGGAUUCUGCUGAACCUGCGGCCACGAGAGCUGGUGGAGGUGAUAAAGAAGGCCUACAACCAGGAGAGUGAAUGUGAAGGGGUGGAGGUGGAAGUUUCUCCUCGGGAGGUGGGGCACAACAUCUACAUCCUGGCUCAGCAGCUGGCGAGACACAACAAAGUCCUUCACAACCUCCUAAAACCUCAAAAGAACAAUAAAGAGGGAGAGGAGGGCAUUUCCUCAAUGCUGAACCUGAACAACCGACCUCUGUCCCAGAUGUUGAAGUCCUCAGCUCCAGCUCCUGUGGUGGAGCAGGACCCGCUGGAGUACUACGAGCAGCUAACUUCACAGAUAGAGAUUGUUCGCGAGGACCGCAGCAUGGAGCAGAUUGUGUUUCCCGUUCAUCCCAUCUGUGAGUUUCUGACAGAGGAGUCAAAGAUCAGGGUGUUCAACACCACCGAGCUGGACGAGCAGGGAUCCAAAGUCACACAUUUCUUCGAGCAAACAUCCUUCCUGCAUGGAGAAAUGGAGUGGCAGAAGAAGCUGAGGAGUAUGCCAGUGUUGUACUGGUUCUCCAGAAGGAUGACUCUGUGGGGAACAAUCUCCUUUAAACUUGCCCUCUUCAUCAACCUCAUCAUCGCUUUCUUCUACCCCUACGACUCCGGACAAGGUGCAAUCGACGACUCUCUGUUGUUGAUGCUGUUCUGGGUCCUGGCCGGUCUCUCCGUCCUGGGUUUGUUCUCUCAGCGUUAUGGCCUCACGCCGUUCACCGUCGCUCUGAUUCUCAGGUCCAUCUACCACCUAGGCAUUGGCAACACGCUAAUAGUGCUGGGAACACUUAAUCUCAUCAAUAAAGUGGUGUUUGUGGUGAGUUUUGUGGGGAACAACGGCACAUUUAUUAUGGGGUACAAGGCCAUGGUGAUGGAUGUGGAGUUCCUCUAUCACCUGGCAUACGUCCUGACGUCCACACUGGGACUCUUCGUUCACGAGCUCUUCUACAGCAUCCUGCUUUUCGACCUGAUCUACAGGGAGGAGACCCUGUUAAAUGUGAUAAACAGUGUGACGCGUAACGGGCGCUCCAUCCUGCUCACGGCACUGCUCGCUCUCAUCCUUGUGUACCUCUUCUCCAUUGUGGGCUUCCUCUUCCUGAAGGAGGACUUCAUUAUGGAGGUCGACCCGCUGCCACAGAUCGCUGCAGCUUCUCAAAAUAGUGAAGCCUCUCAGGAUUUCCUCAAGUCGUGCUCUGCAGACGGAGUCAGCUGCACUGCAGAGACCAACACUGAAGAGGAAGAGGAGCCAGACUCUGAGCGAGCAUGCGACACUCUGUUGAUGUGUAUCGUUACUGUGCUGAACCACGGACUGAGGAAUGGAGGAGGAGUGGGAGACGUCCUCCGCAAACCAUCUAAGAAUGAGCCACUGUUUCCCGCUCGAGUUGUGUAUGACCUGCUGUUCUACUUCAUCGUCAUCAUCAUCGUCCUCAACUUGAUCUUCGGUGUCAUCAUCGACACAUUUGCAGACUUGAGGAGUGAGAAGCAGAAGAAGGAAGAAAUUCUGAAAACAACAUGUUUCAUUUGCGGCCUCGAGAGAGACAAGUUUGACAAUAAGACGGUGUCUUUCGAAGAGCACAUCAAAAUGGAGCACAAUAUCUGGAACUACCUCUACUUUAUCGUUUUGGUGCGCGAGAAAAACAAGACAGACUACACAGGACCGGAGAGCUACGUGGCUCACAUGAUCAAGAACAACAACCUGGACUGGUUUCCACGGAUGCAGGCCAUGUCACUGGUGGUAACAGACAGCGAUGGCGAGCAGAACGAGAUGAGGCAGUUACAGGACAAACUGGUAUCAACCAUGAAGGUGGUCACAACCCUGACCGCCCAGCUGACGGAGCUCAAAGAGCAGAUGACGGAGCAGAGGAAGAGGAGGCAGAGGAUGGGCUUUGUCGACGUCCAGGCCGGAGCGAGCGGCGCGGUGCCUCCCAGCGCCGCAGGAGGAAACCAUCAGAUCUACAAAACAUAAAGACACUCGACACAUUGGCACACAGACGGAUUUGAUGUUCACUACAUGGUCAUCUCUAGAUCUGUAAGCCAUCCAGCUGGACUGAUGGACACAAAGACAGAAACACUAGAACAGCUGAAGCACAUGCAGCUUUCACACAGUUUCAUAGCAGCAAAUAUCCAACAGAUUAAAGUUCUGAUUGUCAGCAGAUAAUAUCGAUGUUUUGCUGGUUGACAAUAAUAAUCGGAAUAGCUGAUCUGACUCUCUUAAACCUGCGGCUUCAUCCCUGCUCAGGUCACAGGACAAAUUUAGCCCUAAAUUUUCCCAUUCCAGGUGUUCUUCACGGCCCAGGUUAAAAAAAAUUAAAAUAAAGCAGCUAUGGUUUUCUUUGUGCAGCAGAAGUUUGGGGAUUCUUUCCACCUGGUCAAUUUUAAAUUAAGUGUAUUUUACUAAGCUUACUUCUUGUGGAAACAGCACAUAUUAAAGGUUUA